AUAAAUACGCCCUUCCAAGCACACAAUACAAACUUUGAUUCCUCAGCUCCAUAAACAUAAUCACAUAAAUGUCCCCGCUUGUAACAAGGCAACUUCUGCCCAUGGCUCCAAACGCCCACCACCACGAGCUGCCGCUGAACGAGAACGAUUCGCAGGAGAUGGUGUUGUACGAGGUUCUCAACGAGGCGGAGGCGCUUCCGCCUGAGGCUACCCACUCGUUUUUGCCGCCGCCGAGGAGGAGCAGGGGCGGCGGCGCGCCCCUGCUCCGCCCGAUAGAGAAGAAGCGGUACCGGGGGGUGAGGAGGCGGCCGUGGGGGAAGUAUGCGGCGGAGAUUCGCGACUCGGCCAGGCAAGGGGCUAGGGUGUGGCUGGGCACGUUCAACACGGCGGAGGAGGCGGCUCUGGCUUACGAUAAGGCCGCGUUCAGAAUGCGCGGCGCUAAGGCCCUCCUCAACUUCCCGCCGGACGUCGUGGUGGCGGCGGCGGCGGCGGCAGCGGCAGCCUCUUCUCCGGCGUUGCAAGGAAUGCGUAGUUAUAGUUGUGAUGAUACCGGCAUGGGUUCAAGUGCUGCUUGUAGUAAUGAAUAGUGCAUAUACCUCUACUGCUAGCUAGCUUGCACAUUCUAUAUGUAAUUAUGUAUGCCAAUUUUCUUUCCUCUUUUUUUUUUCUUUUUUUUUUUUUUUUCUGAAAAAUGACACUUUUUUCCUACAAUUCAAUUACUUAGAUUAAUCUC
Molecule: messenger RNA, 733 nt
Organism: Ipomoea nil (Japanese morning glory)
Lineage: Eukaryota; Viridiplantae; Streptophyta; Magnoliopsida; Solanales; Convolvulaceae
Product: pathogenesis-related genes transcriptional activator PTI5-like
Exons: 1
Coding region: 69-587 (172 amino acids)
Biological process (GO): ethylene-activated signaling pathway; regulation of DNA-templated transcription
Molecular function (GO): DNA-binding transcription factor activity; DNA binding
Source: RefSeq, a predicted model, not a curated record